UUUUCAAGCUGUCACUGGUCGUCGGGAGGAGACUGAUGGAGGACAGGAGGAAGACCGAGGAUCGCUCGAUAAAGUGCCAAAGCCGACUUUGCAGAAGUUCCAGGGUUGGAGCCGGAAUGCGCCCAAAGCAAGCGGCGGACGCAAACGAUGAUCAGGCCUCUACCGGAGAUCUUCAUUAGGACUGUGGCGGCUGAAGCGCGUGGUCCAAGUUGACGCCGAGCGCGCAUCCAACUCAUAUGGACUUCAUCUAAAUUGAGCGCCGCGGAGCUUUAUAGGAAGGCAUUAGAUGUUCCUGACACGCAGGUUCCCGUCCUGACGAGAUGAGCCGUUCGGCGUGGGGGCUCCACGCUGCCGGACAAAGAGCGUCUCCCAUUCAAGUCCUCGUCGCGCUUCUUUCGGCGCUGGAGAUCUGCAGAGCUCUCGGAUCCCCUCACGAACCAGAGGGAUUUCUGCGUGACCUGCCUCCGUAUGAAGUGGUUCACCCCACCAGAGUCGAUGCCAGAGGCCACUUCCUGUCAAACAUCCUGUCUCACCAUGCCCGCCGCGUGCAGCGCCGGGAAACCUCCCAGGAGAGAGCAGACAGCGAUCGAGUCUUCUACCAGUUUAUGCACGGCGGCCACAGCUUGCGCUUUAACCUCACCCUUAACCCAAACCUGCUGGCUCCGGGUUUCACCACAGAGAGGAGGUACGGUGGCCUGGAAGGGGCCAAGAUCCAUCGGCCCGGAGACCCCAGGUGUCACUAUCUAGGCGAGGUGUGGGACAGGGCCGCUGCUAAGGGGAGUGCUGCGAUAAGUACAUGCAAUGGACUGACGGGGCUGUUUAAGUUGUCUGAGGAGGAGUUUUUCAUUCAGCCUCUGGAGAAGUCCAGCGCUGAGACCUCAGCACCUCAGGCCCACGCCAUCUACAAACGCCACGCGUCUCCUCCUGUCCACCGUCCAGUCAUCCAGCCCAUCUCAGGGAAACCGGGUCUCAACGGCACCUGUGGAAACCAAAAUACCCUCCAGAGUUUUGAGGACAUCGAGAGGCAGCGGGAGCGGUGGGAACGACGCCAUCACAGGCGGAGGCGCAGAAUUCAUCAGCGCUCCGUAAGCAGAGAAAAAUGGGUGGAGACGUUAGUGGUGGCGGAUCCCAAAAUGGUGGACCAUCACGGGAGCAAAGCUGUGGAGGACUACGUCCUCGCUGUCAUGAACAUUGUGGCGGGUCUCUUCAGAGAUGCAAGUAUCGGGAAUGCAAUCAACGUUGUGGUUGUUCGUCUCAUCCUUCUGGAGCAGGAUGAGGAUGACCUAAAGAUCACACACCAUGCCGACAACAGCUUGAACAGCUUCUGCAAAUGGCAGAAGAAACUCAACAUGAAAGGAGACGAACACCCGCUGCACCAUGACGUAGCUGUUCUGCUCACCAGGAAGGACAUAUGUGCAGCCGUCAACAUGCCAUGUGAGACUCUGGGACUGUCUCAUGUGGCGGGAAUGUGUCAGCCUCAUCGCAGCUGCAGCAUCAGUGAAGACACGGGCCUCCCCAUGGCCUUCACUGUGGCACACGAGCUGGGACACAACUUUGGGAUUCAGCAUGAUGGCAACGGUAAUGACUGUGAACCCAUUGGGAAACGACCUUUCGUCAUGUCUCCACAGCUCCUGUACGGCACCUUCCUGCCCCGGUGGUCCCGCUGCAGCCGUCAGUAUAUCACCCGCUUCCUAGAUCGUGGCUGGGGUUGGUGUCUUGAUGAUGCCCCGGUGAAGGACAGGCUGUCUCUGACCUCGAUGCUUCCUGGAGUGCUGUACAGCGCGGUCCAUCAGUGUCGCCUGCAGUACGGCUCCGGCUCUCGCCUCUGCGAUGACAUGGAUGAUGUGUGCAGCACUCUGUGGUGCACCGUCGGAACGACCUGCCACUCUAAGCUGGAUGGCGCUGUGGAUGGAACAAGCUGUGGGGAGGACAAGUGGUGCGUCGAUGGGGAGUGCAUGCCGGCAGGCCUCAGGCCGGAGAGCGUUGACGGCGGCUGGGCUUCUUGGAGCGAGUGGUCGGCUUGUUCCAGGACGUGUGGAGCUGGUGUCCAGAGUGCAGAGAGAGACUGUGACAAUCCUGUUCCAAAGCACAGAGGAAGAUACUGUCUGGGAGAGCGCCGGCGGUACAGGCUGUGUAACACCACACCGUGUCAAGCUGAUUGGCCUUCCUUUAGAAACAUUCAGUGUGCUCACUUCAACUCCCUGCCCUACAAGGGCAAGUUCUACAAGUGGGAGGCAGUUAUCAACAAAGUUAACCCCUGUGAACUUCACUGCCGUCCCCUGAAUGAAAACUUCUCAGAGAAAAUGCGAGACGCCGUCGCUGACGGGACUCCUUGUUACGAAGGCAACAAAAGUAGAGACAUGUGCAUCAAUGGCGUUUGUCAGAGCAUCGGCUGCGAUUAUGUGAUUAACUCCAGCUCUGUCGAGGAUCGCUGCGGCGUCUGCAACGGCAACGGCUCCACCUGCACAACCGUCAGGAGGACAUUUGAAGAGAGGGAAGGUUUUGGCUAUGUGGACAUUGGACUGAUCCCGGAGGGAGCCUGGGACAUCCUAAUCGAAGAGGUAUCUGAAGCUGGAAACUUCCUGGCGCUGCGGAGCGACAACCCCAACAAGUAUUUUCUGAAUGGAGGCUGGACGAUCCAGUGGAACGGGGAAUACAAGGCGGCCGGAGCCGUGUUCACCUACGAGAGGACAGGACAGCUGGAGAACCUGACGUCCCCUGGGCCCACGAUGGAGCCGCUGUGGAUUCAGCUUCUGUUUCAGGAGACCAAUCCAGGAGUGCGAUAUGAGUACACAGUCAGUCAAAAUGUUUCAGAGGAUGAUGACAGUCCCGGGCGUGUUUACUUCUGGAAAUACGGAUCGUGGACUGAGUGCAGCGUUACCUGUGGAAGAGGUGUGCAGAGGCAGAUUGUUUACUGUGUGGAAAAGACGACCGGGAUAGCUGAGGAGCAUCUCUGUGACCCCUCCACUCGGCUCAAUGACAACCAAACCAGCUGCCACAGAGAUCCGUGCCCGGCCAUAUGGUGGGUCGGACACUGGCAUAAGUGCUCAGCAAGCUGUGGUAGCUUGGGCCAGGCAAAGAGGACGGUUCUCUGUGUCCAAGCCGUCAGUGCGGAGGAGCAGGAAGCUCUGGACCCCAGCGACUGCAAGCACAUCCCCAAACCUGAGUCCACAUCCGCCUGCAACGCACACAUCCCCUGCCCUGCCGACUGGACCGCUGGCAGCUGGUCAAAGUGCUCGGUCUCCUGUGGUCCUGGACUGCGCCACCGCAAUGUCACCUGCUCAGGAAACACCGCAGUUGAUUGUGAUCCUCUAAACAAACCAUCAUCUGUCAUGAGCUGCCAGGUUCAGGACUGUCUCCAGGUUUUGGGUAAUUUUGGAGACAUGGAAUGGUCCGGCAGCGGCUGGUCGAGCAAGGAAGUGCUCAAUGAAAUAAAUGCCAUACCUGAAGCUAAGCCUCCCCCAAAGUACAGCACCACCAGAGGUCAGCCGAGGAGUCAGAACGACCAUAAGUAUGUGGUUGAAGAUGAUUUUCACUACCACAACAACAUUGAGAAUAACCGCUUGAUUGACGAUGAUGAGCCCUCUCAUGAAACCAGUGUUCACAUUGAUGAUUUUUACUACGAUUACAACUUCAUCAACUUUCAUGAAGACUUAUCGAAUGAACUCGGGCGCUUUAGGGAAGAGGCGGAGGACAACUCUCCACAGGAAGAAAAGCCAACCCACAGCAUAAAAGCAAAUGCUUGGACAGACAUUCCACAGACUCCCACUGCUACUUCACCAGCUGCGACGAUCACAGAGCUCCACCUCUUGCACAGUCAAGAGCCACUAAGCACAAAAACAGACGACCCACAGGUGAAGUCUGAGGAAGCAAAUCAAGAUGAAAUAAACGACUUCCUUUACGAAGAUCACUUCCUUCCAGUGUCUGUCACCCGACCGUCGCCACCUUCCACAAACUCGCAUUCACUAACGGGAGAAAAAAGCAAAAGUCUGUGGCCUGGAGUCACCGGCACAAUGCAGAGUCUGGUUUUCAGCACAAAGCAACCUGCGGAGGAUGAAACAUGGGAUCAAUCUGGAGAGGAGGUGGAAAAUAACGACAGCAAUUUCAGUGAAGAGGAAAAUCACUUUAACCGCCUCGAUGUGACUCCAACACACAGCGCUCCUGCUGCCAGACAUCAAACCACUGCUGUUGCAACAAAAUCGAACACUCAAGAGGCCACAUUGUACAUCUCUGCAGAUAAAAACGUAGGGAGUUCAGAACCUUCUGGCUUUCCAUUGCCAGAGGAGGCAACUCAUGCUAUGACUGAACUAGACAGUAAUGUAUCAGAAAUACCUCAAACAACAGAUAAACUAGGUGCUUUCACAAUAAAGGACUGGAUGCUGAAUCAGAACAAUGUUGCCAGGAGUGAUGAUGGCUGGUGGGACCAGCUGGACACGCCGUCACCUCUUCCCUCUCAUAAACUCUUUCCUCCUGCCUUUCCUGUCCUUCUAAUCUCAGGUAAACAGGGCACAUCUGACGACUCCAUAUCUGUACCUGAAACAGAAGUCAGGUUGGAUACAAAUCUUCAGGGAGCUACAAAUAUUCCUCCAGAUGUAAAACAGAUACCUCCGUACACCGAGACAACUGGAACAGACCCCACAUUCCAGCCUCCUUCAUUUCGUCUUUCCGAUUUGAACCACAAUGAAAUAUCCGUUCCCUCAGUGACGCAGGGCCACGGUAACAGUCAUCCUGACCCGGUGAUCACGUCGGCCGUUCCUAAAUUCAGCUCAGCUCUUCCACAGCGCACAAAAUCGACUACACCCAGAUCUCUGCCAACCCGUUCGCCGGGCCUGUGGCUGCAUCCAGUCCAAACGUCGGCCUCCCCAGACAGAGGGCCCGCAUUCUGGGUUACCGGCAACUGGAGCACCUGCUCCACCAGCUGUGGCCUGGGUGCCGUCUGGAGGACCUUGGCUUGCAGCACCGGCUCAGAAUCUGACUGCGAUCCGACCAAGAGGCCUGCGCCUGCCCGACAGUGCUACCUGAGGCCAUGCUCCACGUGGAAGGUCGGCGAGUGGAGUAGGUGCACCAAGAACUGUGAAGGUGGAAUGAGAUUCAGAGAGGUCCAGUGUUUUGACCUGAGAGACCAACGACCUCUUCGACCUUUCCACUGCCGGGCCAUGUUCACCAGGCCGCCAACGCAAAUGCCCUGCAACGCUCAGACCUGCCUUGACUGGUAUACUUCCUCCUGGGGUCAGUGCUCAGAGGUGUGUGGAGGCGGUGAGCAGCAGCGCAUCGUCACCUGUCCAGAGGAUGAUCGAUGCAACCAAGACCUUCAGCCAAGCGCUAUUCAGUCCUGCAACAGCCAGCCUUGUGCUCAGUGGCUCACUGGAUCAUGGGGACAGUGUUCAGCCUCUUGUGGAGGAGGACUGAAGCACCGGCUCAUCAAAUGCGUCGACACCAGGACCGAGGCUUCGGAGGAGGUGGAUCAGGUUGAGUGUGACGACAAGUUUAAGCCUAACAGCACCAAAAAGUGCAACAGCUGGACCUGCAAGAGUGACCCCUCUGGAGCGGUUUGUCUUCGCGACCGUCUGGCAUCUCGCAUCUGUCAGACUCUGCGCUCGCUCAGUCGCUGCCACCAGCCAAACAUGCAGGCACGCUGCUGCAAGACGUGCAGUCAGGACUCCGGCAGGCCUCUCCACUAAGGUCCCGCUCUCCUCGCGUUGCUUCAACCACAGGGUUACGAACCACGGGCCUUUACAGGGAGCCAACCAUCGGGACCUCUGUCACUGACGGGACGACAGAGUUCACUUGGAGCUGGUGUGAAGGACACAAACCAAGAGCUUAAAUAUUUGUUUGCACUUUGUGCGUCCCGCAUUUUGACGACGUCUGCUUUAGCAGGUUGGAGUGUUUCACAGAAGAUGAGAUUCUUUCGUUCUACUCAAGUUAAAAUGCAUUAACACAUUUAGAUAAACCACUAAUCUUUUCUGUUGUAGUGCUUGUUUUUAUUUUGAUGACCACAGCAGAGUCUUAAAACAUGCAGCUUAGUGGCUUUUAAUAUGUGGUACAUGUGGUGGGGAGCAAAACAUAUGGUGCAUAACUGGUCAUUUGUCAUUUCAUCAAGUCCUAUGCUUUUAGCCCACUGCAUUUCUGUUAAGCAGUAAUCUUUUCAAAUAUGGAUCUCAAACUGCAGCUGCUCUAAGGUUUUUUAAAAAAGGGAGCCUUUCAACAGUACAUGUCGGGUCAAAAAUGUGAUCUUUCCAAAGAUUGCUCUGUAUUGUUAAAAAUGUUUUCAAAUGUUUGCUGCGUGACUUAAAGUGCGGACACAAAGUACCUGAGUGAAUCUGUACUUUUACCUGUAUGAAGCAUGUCCUACCAGCUAAAGCUUAAGUGUAAAGCCUGGUUCACGCGACAAGGGAUGGUGAUAUAGUGUGUGGUGUUCAGCCACAUGACAAAGACAACAAAGAAAUUUUACUCAUGUACUCUCUCAAAACCUCUCGAGAUCAAACUUGAGUUCAGAGUAAACAAACAUGGCCGACAAGGAAGAAUCAACAGCGUUUUGUGGACAUGUUCACAAAAACAUGGCCGACGUCCAUGGCACUUUCUUCUGGUUUUCUGUAUUUUGAAUGAUCCUCCAUUUUGGAUUGCCAGUUCCUGGAUGUGUAUACUAUAACUCACUUUAUUUCUGUUAUUGAUGGUGAACUUUUCUGCUGCAAUUACCUGAAGAGAUGGAGGAUUAACAAGGCAGUAAUAAAUCAGAGGAUUAUCUGCAGAGUCAUUAUAAUAUUUGGAAUAUCCUUAAGCUUGCCAGGAGGGAGAAGUCGGAUCAAAAAUUGGCGUAAUUAUCUCGACAUGUGAACCCCUGAAUUCACAAUGCAUUCAUGUGUCAGACUGAAGUUUUUAAUUAGAUCAGCAAAUUCUUUCUAGACAUGAAUUGAGUUAGAGCCAGAGUUCAACACUUUCACCUCCAGAACCUUUUGCAGGGAUUUUUUUUCUGCCUUCUAAGGCUGCGUUUGAGAAAGUCUACAAACUUUUUCAGGUUAGCAGAGACUAAUUCAGUUUUACACUUAAACACUGCGAAAUGGUCACAAGGUAUACAUCCAGACAACCAGGUUUUAAUUCCUUUGUAGCAAUAGAACAAAACCUACCAAGAUGCCUUUAUUGAAAGUUGUAACUGGAGCCAAUUUUAAAGUUUGAAGUAACUUUACAUGAGCUACAUAGCAUAGCUGUUGUGUGAGGAUUAUUGGUCAUAGGUUUUAUUGCCUAAAAUCAUGGUUUUUACUGUCACAACGGACGUUUCUCAAUUGUUGAGCAAGACUUUGCUGGAAACGCUCGCGGUGUGAGUCGGUGCUUCUUAUCUUCAGCAGAUCCGGUUUGGAAAAAUCACCAGAUGUUUAUAGUCUGGAUUACAAAAAAUGCUUAUAGUCAUCAUGUGUCGAUCAACCAGCUGGUAUCCACUACUGAAGAGUUUCUUUAGUUUUUUUUUUUUUUUACCACCAUUAAAAACACUUAUUUCCAUGUUUGCAUACAUUUUUCGCUCUCAGUAAAACGGCUGUAACUGAUUUAUCCUUACGUGACUCUUGGCGCACAUCUCUGCCUUUGAAUGACCCGGCGUCACCAGAACACAACAGAACCUCCAAACAGCUUCAUGUGGAAAUCUGACGCCUUUGGAAAGCUUCAUUAGAAGCUAAGCAGUUUGCCCUGACACUUUGAGUUUCAUGUGGCUUGUCAAUUAACAGAACCACCACCAAAGCGUCGGCGAGCACCAUUAAAAAUAUAAUUUCCAGACUGCAUUCAAAGGACAAAUGUGUCCGUUGGGGCUGAUGAAUGAAGCUACAAUGGAAGUAUUUCAGACCUUUAUUCUGCGCCUGUUAGCUAAAGUCAUAAUGAACAGAAGCUGAAAGUGACCUUCGUCUUCGUUCAUUUAGUAUCUCAGGAGCAUCAACUAAAAGGUUCAGCUGGAUCACUAUUUGUAUGAUUUUUUUUUUUUUUUUAAAUCUACUCAUUAUCAGAGUUUCCUUAAGAAUAAAUUCUCCUUUUGAUCUAAAUGAGUUUUUAUCACCUGUAGUCAGCUGGCAGAUACGACGUUAAAGGAUCAAUUCAGGCAAAUUUCAAGUCGGAUCGACUCUCUGACAGACACACUGGUCUAUUGGAUUUGUAUUGGCAUUCAGUGUUUGAAGCUUUUCAAAAAGCAAAUAUAAACAUUAUAUUUGCUUUUUGAAAACACACUUCCAUCCUGAAGAGCUUUUCAUUUGGUCACCAUUUAGAUUUGUUUUCUUAAGGUUGAUCUCAGCAGGAAAGUGAAACCAGCUCCAAAAACUCGUUUUUAUUACGUUUUUAAUCAGAGAUUUAUUUCAGAAGUACCAGCAGCACGUAGAUGCAAUGCGGUUAUAAAACCUAGAAAAAUCUGUAGCGAUCAGACCUCAACUGCAUGGCAGCAGAAUAUUUAGUUUGUGCCGUCAGUCUGCCCAGCAAUCUGCAUAAAUUAGAACAGAACAAUAAUGGCACGAAGCAGGAACAUAAGAGGUUAUAUUAGCAGUAAAGAUGAUCUUAGCUCAUUGUUUCCAAUCUUUUUUUAGUUUGGUUUGGUUUUAUGAUCUCAGGCCACAUUGUGAAACUUGGUCUGCACAUCACUUAAAGCUGCACGGUUGCAGUUCAUAGCUGCAUUCAGGACUGUUUUGCAGCACUAGUGUUAUAAAGACUAUUUGUAAUGCAUAACAGUCAACAUAUUUAAGAGCUGUCACAAACAUUUGAAUUCUGAAGAAAAUGUAUACUAUUUUGAUUAUAUGAACAUUCGUUUGCAUUAGUAAGACGUGAUUUGUGUGAAUAAACCCUCUGCCUGUGCUAUGAUCUACAGAAACUCAGGACGCCACAAAGGAAGAGUAGCUUGUCUUGAAACGAUGCUCAGAAUGAUGAACUGAUUUAGCUUUAAGGUUCCUGCUUUCCAACAGCAGCCUAUAGGAAAAAGCUGUUUUGCUUCCAGCUCUAGUCCAAAGCUUCCAGCGUUGGUGCAGAUGACCUCUAAAGAAGCCAGAGAAAUAUUGGAGCCGGCAUUCAGAGGUAAUCAGGAAGUUUGCACUCAAAGGAGCAUCUGCUCUGGUUUCAUCUCUGAAGCUCGGAGGUUUUGUCCAGUUUUUAUUCGCAGUCUUUGAAGCAGAAACUAAUGCCAAUGUUCAAAAGCCCCGAUUUUUUUUUUUUUUUUUCCAUCAUGCUCUGGUUUUUCUCAGAGCCCUUUUCAUGCUGUGUGUUCCUGACACUGCUGUCUCUGUUAUGUUUUUUUCUCAGUUUGGUUGAACAGCAGUCGGUUAUAAAGAUGUAGCAGGGCCGUCACAGACUAGGGGUGGGCUUUAUCAUCGCUUCAGCUUGUUAAAUGUCUGCAGCAGCUUGUAAAAAAGGCUACAUAAAAUAGUCUAAGAGGUUACAGUUGUUCCCCUUUGGCUUUUCCACCAGGGUUGUUUUUUUUUCCUUUCUAAACUGUCAGAGUAAAUGUUUAAGAAAGUAGAAGCUACAGGUAUAUUUGGUGCUAGGAGCUGCACAGGCUCCACUUGUUCUGUUGCCAGUUUCAGGUAUUGGCGGGCCCAGUGCCAUUUCAACUUGAGUAGUGAAUCAUUUGGUGUUUUUAAUCCUGGUUAAGCUUUUAGUUUGAAGUAAAUGUAGUGUUAGAGUGCUGCUUGUUUUAAAUGAUUGUCAAACGUCUCAAAAAGAAAAAGAAUAGACGCUACUUUUUAUUAUGUUAUGUAACAACAGCUAAUGGGUAAACACGUGUACUACUCCAUAUAUGUACAAGCUCUGGUUUCUGUUUUAAAAAUGUUUGUUUGAUCCCGUCGACGCUGCAGCGGUACCAUCAAAUGUUUCUGCACUUCUUCGUAUUUCACGUGCAAAGUUUAAACAGUCAAACAAGAUGGACUCGCUUCGAUGCAGCCGGUCAUCUCUGGACGUCCGCCUUCACGUGACUCGAUGUAAAGUGUGACUGACAGUUUCUCUACACAGAUGAACAUUUUCUCUGAAAAGAAAACCGUUCUCAAUAAAAGCAGUGCUCCUUUUUCAUGUUCAACAGGCCUUGUAAAAUAAACAAAAGAAACGUCUCCU
Messenger RNA from Poeciliopsis prolifica (blackstripe livebearer), 10065 nucleotides. RefSeq names its product A disintegrin and metalloproteinase with thrombospondin motifs 7. Gene Ontology annotation, cellular component: extracellular matrix. Gene Ontology annotation, molecular function: metalloendopeptidase activity. NCBI's taxonomy places the organism in Eukaryota, Metazoa, Chordata, Actinopteri, Cyprinodontiformes, Poeciliidae. Gene Ontology annotation, biological process: extracellular matrix organization; proteolysis. The coding region runs from base 321 to 5681 and encodes 1786 amino acids. The record is from RefSeq and is a predicted model, not a curated record. The transcript has 24 exons.